Oryza sativa Japonica Group (Japanese rice) is the source of this 2045-nucleotide messenger RNA. RefSeq names its product caffeoylshikimate esterase. Gene Ontology annotation, molecular function: lipase activity. NCBI's taxonomy places the organism in Eukaryota, Viridiplantae, Streptophyta, Magnoliopsida, Poales, Poaceae. The record is from RefSeq and is a predicted model, not a curated record. Gene Ontology annotation, cellular component: membrane.
GAACCGAACUAAAAGCAUCCAUCCGAUCCGGAUCCAAACGUAGUACGCGACUCCGACCUCUGCUCUCUUCCUUUUACACCCCAUAUCCAUCGUCCCGCCUUUCUUUCCCUUCUUUCUUUCUAUCUUUUCCACGACCGUGCCACGGCGUCAGCCAGCAAACUAAUACUAACUACACAAGCCUCCUCCGUUCCUCCUCUUCUUCUUCCUCAUUCUCCUCCUCCUCUCGAGGCCGGCCGAGAUAUCAAUGGAAGUCGAAUACCACGAGGAGUACGUGCGGAACUCGAGAGGGGUGCAGCUCUUCACCUGCGGCUGGCUGCCCGCCAAAACGUCGCCCAAGGCCCUCGUCUUCCUCUGCCACGGCUAUGCCAUGGAGUGCAGCGGCUACAUGAGAGAGUGUGGGAUGCGGCUGGCGGCGGCGGGGUACGGGGUGUUCGGCAUGGACUACGAGGGGCACGGCAAGUCGAUGGGCGCCCGCUGCUACAUCCGCAGCUUCCGCCGUCUCGUCGACGACUGCCACCGCUUCUUCAAGUCCAUCUGCGACAUGGAGGAGUACAGGAGCAAGAGCCGGUUCCUGUACGGCGAGUCCAUGGGCGGCGCGGUGGCGCUGCUGCUGCACAUGAAGGACCCAACGUUCUGGGACGGCGCCAUCCUCGUCGCGCCAAUGUGCAAGAUAUCGGAGAAGGUGAAGCCGCACCCGGUGGUGAUCUCUCUCCUGACGCAGGUAGAGGACGUCAUCCCCAGGUGGAAGAUUGUUCCCACCAAGGACGUCAUCGACGCCGCCUUCAAGGACCCUGCCAAGCGCGAAAAGAUCAGGAAGAACAAGCUGAUAUACCAGGACAAGCCGAGGCUCAAGACCGCACUUGAGAUGCUCAGGACCAGCAUGUACGUAGAGGACAGCUUGUCCAAGGUGAAGCUGCCGUUCUUCGUGCUGCACGGCGACGCCGACACGGUGACGGACCCGGAGGUGAGCCGGGCGCUGUACGAGCGCGCCGCCAGCGCCGACAAGGCCAUCAAGCUCUACGCCGGGAUGUGGCACGGCCUCACCGCCGGCGAGCCCGACCACAACGUCGACGCCAUCUUCUCCGACAUCGUCGCCUGGCUCAACGGGCGCAGCCGCACCUGGACGGUGGAGGACCGCCUGAUGAAGAUGAUGGCGUCGCCGGACAGGUUCAUCCGCGGCGAGAGGGGCGGCGCCGCUGACGUCGACGGUGACGCCAAGCGCGGCCCUCCACGGCGGCGCGGCGGCUGCUUCUCCGGGCUCGCCGGCCGAACGCAUCACCACUCGGAAAUGUAGCUUUGUAACAAUGUAAAGAUUAGAGGCUCCAGCCUGCCUAGAAUGGUCAAUAAGUGGCACAGUGUGCAUGACUUCGUGUAUUAUAGAGGUGUUAAGAGUCAAGACAUAUGCCAACUUGCCAAGUAAUGUAAUGUAUCACAAACCAUUCCUUUUCCUCCAAUCCAGUGCAAAUUUGGUCAAAAAAAAGUUUAAAAAGAUGCUUCAUGUAAGCAAGUGGAAUGUUCUGUUCAUACUGAAACAUAUAUCGAGUUUCCAAUAAAGAUUACAUGUAUAACACCAUAUGGCUUCUAUGAGCAAGACCAAAAAAGACAGUAGCUUACAGUAGUGCCUAUGAUAGAUUGAUAGUAUUAGUAGCAUCCCCAUGUGUCCAAAGAACUAGCUAUGUAUUCAGCCAUGGCCAUUUUGUCCGUGAGGUAUGAAGCAACCAAAGAACCAAGGCACCAAUUUCCUUUCCAAGUAUUUCUACCCGAUUUAACUUCUCCACAUGUAGUUACUAUAAAGUACAAGUUAUAGGAUUUUAAUGAGUUGUGUGCCGUUGUCAUGUUGAAAUUUAAUACAUGCCACCAGCUGCUGCAGAUUAGGCUUCCUGGUCGCCAAAGAUGCGUUUGCGGAAGUCGGUAACCAUGAGGGGAAGGCCCUCACGCAGGGGAACCUUGGGCUCCCAGCCCAGGAGCUCUUUCGCACGGGUGAUGUCAGGCUUGCGCUUGUGUGGAUCAUCCGCAGUGUUCGGACGGAACUCAAUGCGAGCAUU